Molecule: messenger RNA, 1821 nt
Organism: Triticum turgidum subsp. durum (durum wheat)
Lineage: Eukaryota; Viridiplantae; Streptophyta; Magnoliopsida; Poales; Poaceae
Source: the annotation of a GenBank genome assembly
AUGAUCAACAUGUGCUCGCUCGCGAAAGGUUCGACAGGGAAUCCUGCAAAGAGCAUCAUGAGCGCCGCCAAUGGGAAGAGCCCCAUAGUGGUUGGGCCCUGGGGAGGGACAGGAGGAUGCCCCUGGGACGACGGCGUGUACUCGACGGUGUGCCAGAUCAUGAUCACCCAUGGUGCAGCCGUCGACUCGAUAAGAAUCCAGUAUGACCUGAAAGGACAAUCGGUCUGGUCACAGACGCACGGGAGCACCGAGGACGGGUCUGAAACAGAUAAGGUGAAGCUAGAUGUUCCCGGAGAAAUCCUUCUGUCCGUGAGCGGCUACUACGGAUCGGUCUGCGGCAGUCCGGUGAUCAUAAGAUCACUGACGUUCCAGAGCAACCGAUCCAAGUACGGACCCUUCGGCACCGAGGACGGGACGCCGUUCUCGCUCCCGGUGAGCAGCGGCAAGAUCAUCGGCUUCCAUGGGCGGUCCGGGUCGUACCUCAACUCCAUCGGCUUCUACCUGAAGCAAGUCCACGUCCCGAUCCCGAGUCCCCCGAGCUACCCAGCCUCGCCCCAGCUCCCGACGGCGGCGUACAGCAGAAAUGGCUAUACCGUCACCGAGGUUGACGAUGAGCAUGACAUGGCCCUAGCGGUGAGCAACCGGGCCGACAGCUACGCCGUUUACGGCACCGGUUACCCUAAGCAGCAGUACGCGCAUCCGUCUCCGGACUACCACGAUGGAUCGAUCAUGAAUAAGAUGGUUUCGUACCCUAGCUCGUACAGGGCGGCCGUGAGCGGGCCGGAGACGCACGGCCCGUGGGGCGGCAGCGGCGGCACCAUCUUCGACGACGGCGUGUACACCGGCGUGUGGCAGAUCAACCUGACCCGCGCGGUGGGGGUCACCUCCAUGAAGGUGCUCUACGACCGGCACGGGCAGGCCGUGUGGGGCAACAAGCACGGCUUCAGCAGCGGCGUCCCACCCGACAAAAUCGCGUUCGACUUCCCGUCGGAGGUGCUGACCCACAUCACCGGCUACUACGGCCCGACGAUCAUCAUGGGUCCGACGGCGGUGAGGUCGCUGACGUUCCACACUAACCGGCGGCGGUACGGCCCCUACGGGGACGAGUACGGCACCUACUUCUCCACCAGCUUCGCCGACGGGCGGGUCGUGGGGUUCCACGGCCGGGAGGGCUGGUACAUCGACGGCAUCGGCGUGCAUGUCCAGCGGGGCAAGGUGCCGUCGUCCCUCAGGCGGGCCGCCAGCAGGAGCCCGUCGCCGGCGCCGCGGUCCGACUACGACCCGAGCGACGUGGACGAGGAGGUUCCCUACGCGGCCAUGGUGAAGGAGCCGGCGGCGGCGGGGCCGGGGCCGUGGGGCGGGCCGGGGGGCCGGGCGUGGGACGACGGCGUGUACGCCGGCGUGAACCAGGUGUACGUGACGCGGGGCGCCCUCAUCGGCUCCAUCCAGAUCCAGUACGACCGGGGCGACCGGUCGGAGUGGUCGGCACGGCACGGCACCAGCGGCCACAUCACCCACCGGGUGAAGCUGGACGCGCCGCACGAGGUGCUCACCUGCGUGCGCGGCUACUACAACGCCGACCCGGCCGAGGGGCCCCGCGCGCUGCGCUCCAUCACCUUCGUCAGCAACCGCGGCAGGUACGGGCCGUUCGGGGACGAGGUCGGCACGUACUUCUCGUCGCCGGCGACGGCCGAGGGGAAGGUGGUCGGGUUCCAUGGCCGGAGCGGGCAGCACCUCGACGCCAUCGGGGUGCACAUGCAGCACUGGCAAGGGGACCGCCGGGCCGCGCCCAAAUACGUCCUGUCAAAGUACCUCUUCUGA